This is a messenger RNA of Cottoperca gobio, 3902 nucleotides long. It is a transcript of the gene kat2a, whose product is annotated as K(lysine) acetyltransferase 2A. NCBI's taxonomy places the organism in Eukaryota, Metazoa, Chordata, Actinopteri, Perciformes, Bovichtidae. Gene Ontology annotation, biological process: positive regulation of transcription by RNA polymerase II; chromatin remodeling. Gene Ontology annotation, cellular component: nucleus; ATAC complex. The record is from RefSeq and is a predicted model, not a curated record. Gene Ontology annotation, molecular function: protein binding; histone H3 acetyltransferase activity.
GAUCAUGCAUGUAGAUAGGUGCAGUAACAUGGAGGCAUAAUAAUGAUUACACUCAAAGUAGACGUAACGAGGACUCUUUAGUCGUGGUCACGUAAUUUUGGAUUGUUUAACGAUGAAGCGACAAACCGAUACAAUUUAAUUGCACUUGAAGGCAACAUAUGAGGUAAACCGGAGCAGAGGAAGAGCAGCAGUGUGGACAUGUCGGACCCGGCGGCGCAGGCCUUGCAACCCCGGCUUCUCCAAGCCCAGUCUGUUGGCUCAGCUGGGUCCAGUACUGCCGCGACAGGCUCUGGGUCAGGGAGUAGUGACCCGGCCAGACCGGGACUUAGCCAGCAACAACGUGCAAGCCAGAAGAAAGCCCAAGUCCGAGCUUUCCCACGGGCGAAAAAGCUCGAGAAACUUGGCGUAUUCUCCGCAUGCAAGGCUAGUGACACAUGCAAGUGCAAUGGAUGGAAAAACCCAAAUCCACCGUCAGCGACACGGAUGGACCUGCAACAGCAAGCGGCCAGCCUGAGCGAGCCCUGCCGCAGCUGUGGACAUGCUCUGGCUGACCAUGUGUCCCACUUGGAGAAUGUGUCUGAGGAUGAGAUUAACAGGCUGUUGGGGAUGGUGGUGGACGUGGAGAACCUGUUCAUGUCAGUUCACAAGGAGGAGGACACUGACACCAAACAGGUGUACUUCUACCUAUUCAAGCUGCUGAGGAAAUGCAUUCUGCAGAUGAGCCAGCCGGUCGUAGAGGGAUCCCUUGGAAGUCCACCCUUUGAGAAGCCCAACAUCGAGCAGGGAGUUUUGAAUUUUGUUCAGUACAAGUUCAGCCACCUGGCACCAAAGGAAAGGCAGACCAUGUUCGAGCUGUCCAAGAUGUUCCUCCUGUGCCUAAAUUACUGGAAGCUGGAGACGCCGACGCAGUAUCGCCAGCGCAUCCAGAAAGACGACGGGACAGCGUACAAAGUGGACUACACCAGGUGGCUGUGCUACUGCCACGUCCCGCAGAGUAACGACAGCCUGCCGCGCUAUGAAACCACUCACGUCUUCGGCCGCAGCCUCCUGAAGUCCAUCUUCACCGUGACCCGACGGCAGCUCCUGGAGAAGUUCAGAGUGGAAAAGGACAAACUGCUACCAGAGAAACGCACACUCAUCCUCACACACUUUCCAAAGUUCUUGUCCAUGCUGGAGGAGGAAAUCUACGGCGAGAAUUCUCCAAUCUGGGAGGCCGACUUCACGAUGCCCGCCGCCGACGGCACACCGCUGGGACAUCAGACAGUGAUCAGUCCUGCUGCAGUGUCCGGCUCCCCCGCUCUGCCCAAAGGUCUGAGCAGCAUCUCCUCUCUGGGCAGUACGGACGCCGGAGGCGCCGAGCCCGUCACAGGAGAGAAACGUAAACUUCCCGAGGCGUUGACCCUGGAGGACGCCAAGCGGAUCCGUGUGAUGGGAGACAUUCCCAUGGAGCUGGUGAAUGAAGUGAUGAUGACGAUCACGGACCCUGCUGCGAUGCUCGGUCCAGAGACUAACCUGCUGACCCCAAACGCUGCGCGUGAUGAGACUGCCCGGCUGGAGGAGCGGCGAGGAAUCAUAGAGUUCCACGUCAUUGGAAACUCUCUUUCCCAGAAGUCCAACAAGAAGAUCCUGAUGUGGCUGGUGGGCCUGCAGAACGUCUUCUCUCAUCAAUUACCUCGCAUGCCCAAAGAGUACAUCACACGACUGGUGUUCGACCCGAAGCACAAGACCCUCGCCCUCAUCAAAGAUGGCCGCGUCAUCGGAGGCAUCUGUUUUAGGAUGUUUCCCACUCAGGGCUUCACAGAGAUCGUCUUCUGCGCCGUCACAUCCAAUGAGCAAGUGAAGGGCUACGGCACCCACCUGAUGAACCACCUGAAGGAGUACCACAUCAAACACAAUAUACUCUAUUUCCUCACGUACGCCGACGAGUACGCCAUCGGCUACUUCAAGAAGCAGGGCUUUUCCAAAGACAUCAAAGUGCCGAAGAGUCGAUACCUGGGAUACAUCAAAGACUACGAGGGCGCGACCCUCAUGGAGUGCGAGCUGAACCCGAGGAUCCCUUACACGGAGCUCUCGCACAUCAUUAAGAGACAGAAGGAGAUUAUUAAGAAGCUGAUUGAGAGGAAACAGAGCCAGAUCAGGAAGGUGUAUCCGGGUCUCACCUGCUUCAAAGAGGGCGUGCGACAGAUCCCGGUGGAGAGCAUUCCAGGCAUACGAGAGACCGGCUGGAAACCCAGUAACAAGGACAAAGGGAAAGAGGUGAAGGACCCGGACAUGCUCUACAACAUGUUGAAGAACCUCCUGGCCCAGAUCAAGACUCACCCGGACGCCUGGCCUUUCAUGGAGCCGGUGAAGAAAUCUGAGGCUCCAGAUUACUACGAGAUCAUCCGCUUCCCCAUCGACCUGAAGACGAUGACCGAGAGACUGAAGAACAGAUACUAUGUGACCAAGAAGCUCUUCAUCGCCGACCUGCAGCGCAUCAUCACCAACUGUCGCGAGUACAACCCUCCAGACAGCGAGUACUGCAAGAGCGCCAACACCUUGGAGAAGUUCUUCUACUUCAAAUUAAAAGAUGGCGGCCUGAUCGAGAAAUGAACAGAAUUAUUUACCGAUUUCUCAACGGACAUGGGGCGACUUUCUCUCUCACACACACACACACACACACACACACACACACACGACCAGAAACACAUCGCUAGCUGUCGUCGUAUGCGAGUUAAUAAAAGGGAACGUGCACGACGGACAUUAACAAACCUAACAUUACCUUUCCCAGAACACGCCGGGUCGACACUCUGCACACGUGUUUCAUUAAGUACCAAAGUUACAGCAGAGCCAGCUUCUUUAUUUAUAGUAUCAUUUGACCCGGUUCAUUCCGAUUUGCUUAAAGCUCGCCACGCGAACAGACGCGUGGAGUUGUUUCACAGAGAACUGGACCAUCGGGACCUAACGCCACGUUGCCUUCCGCUACUGACAGACACUUGAACAUCACGCCAUCGUCAUGGGUGUAAAGAUAAACGCUCUUUGACGGGUGAAGACCGUGAAAACGCAUGGCGCUGAAAGAUGGGAAGUACUUAUAGUAAUUAGAUCAGUUGUGAUUCGGCGAAGGAUGAAGCUGUUAAACUCGUUAGUUAGCGUUGCGUCGCCGCUCUACUCGCCGCCGACGGGCGUCAAAUAGUUCAAGCACUCGAGCGCUAAACAAAAAAUAAUCUCCCCAAUCGUUGCCUUCAAGAAAACACUGUUUUCAUGUUGACGACGACUUCGCAGAGAAUCUUAUUUAUACAGUAGUGAGGAUGAUGCGUUAUCUUCCCCGACGAGGACGAGGACGCGGUCGCACGCUAGUUUAGCUUUACCGUGCUUGCAGGUGAUGCUGUAGUUGUUGUCACUUAUUUGUUGCGUUGCUAGACUCUGUAGUCACUCCCGCACACACAUGCUGCGUGUUUAGUGUACAGCCACGUGCUUGUGAUGGUCACAUGUUUACUGGAUAGUUUGUUAAUAAGAUCUAAAGAAGGGGGGGGGGGGGGGCAGCAGUAACUCUGGGUUUAUUUAUCACACCGUACACAAGUUGCAGUGGGCGUGCACGGUGGACAGUUUGAAUCCAUAAACAUGUAACAGCGUGUCAGACGGAUGUUGGUGGCGCCUGCUCGUUGAACGCCUCAUGUGACAUUGACGUGUGUGUGUGUGUGUGUGUGUGCGCGAGUGUUUAUUUUGUACUUGAAUCAUGACUAGCUUUGAGUUUCUGAAGUGACGUCAGUGUUGCAUUAUUCAGGGUUGUACUUCUUCCUCACUCUACCUGCUGCAUUUCAGAGUGAACUGAUGAUGGCCACGGUCUCAUGCCAUUUACUGUAACUGUAAAACUGUUCAUGACAAUAAAGGUUUGAGGUUUUUUUUUUUUUUUUAUAAACAAA